Molecule: messenger RNA, 1505 nt
Organism: Coccinella septempunctata (seven-spotted ladybird)
Lineage: Eukaryota; Metazoa; Arthropoda; Insecta; Coleoptera; Coccinellidae
Exons: 5
Coding region: 542-925 (127 amino acids)
Source: RefSeq, a predicted model, not a curated record
UGGCCUUCUAACGUCGAAGAAUAAUCCACUGAUACACAAGUCUCGAAAUCUUCACAUGUUACAUCGAAUUCGUUCGAUCUUCCAUAAUUUUUUUAUUGGCACGCCUCGUACACAUAUCUUGGAGCAAAUUCAUAAUGAUAUAUCACAGUUGAAACCUUCAUGUUCUGCAUCGUGUAACUUGGCAGUUUUGGUCGGAACGCGGUGACUGCAAUGCUGGAUUAGAUAGAAACUGGCACUGGAUCUGUUCUCGCAAUUUUCUACAGCUUCUCGAGGACUAGUGAUUUUUUCAGUUAUUAUUUGUGCAUUUUGUGUUUCUUUUCGAUUUUUCGUUGAAUUCCGGUGGAAAUAUCAGUGCUGAAUGGCGAUGCAGAUCUUGGGAAGUGAUGAAUGAUGGAUACCAGGAAACCGACCGACUAACCAAGCAAACAGGCAGUCUUUAUCGAUUUCCUAUCGAUCAAACUUGCAGCUGGCGACGUUCGCCCAUUGUACGGAAAAUCGACUAGAAAAUCCCGGUUGAAACAGGAAAACUGCCGGUUGGAAAAUGAACUACGUCAACGCGUUUCUGCUCGGCAUCCUCACCAUUGUGAUAUCCUGGAUUUGUACCAGUGCAAAUGAUGAUUCUUCAAUGGAAAUCAACAGACACUGCCAGGGAAGGCAAGAUUGUCCAGAAUUUGGCUACUGGUGUGAUGGUAAUAUGACAUGCCAGUGUGCUGGCAUGUACAUAGCCAACACGGAUAAAACGAGAUGUCUUGGGGGUGUGAGGCAGAAAUGUUUGUACGACGAUGAUUGCAUAAAAAAUGCUUUCUGUGAAAGGCAAACAAUGUGCAGAUGUAAGAGAAAAUAUCACCCAUCAGACGGAGGCCUAGUUUGUAAAAUUCAAGUAGCAGAUGGAGUUACCCAGUCUUCCUCAAAUACGUUCCAAUAAUACUGCUUCUCUUCAGAAUCAGCUGAUCUAGAUCGAUUAAGAUCUGAAGCUCGAUCCGGGACCUGAAAUAUUAUCGAAGUUGUUACAACGAUGUACUUAAACUUGUAAAUAUUUGAUUUAAUUAAUACACAAAAUAUUUAUGUUAGAGCAGAUGAAUCCCAGAUGUUUAUAUUACUGCUGAAUUUCAUCGUUUUUCCUUUCUUGCAUCAAAGGGUUCCACAAAUUUCUGAUAUUAACGAUGAAAGAAGUUCUGCCAUGUGGCCGAGAAGCUCGGUCAGUGGCGUGCGGUCUCAUUCGAGGAUUUACCGCUAAAGUUGCCCGAUAAAAAAUGUAUUUCGAUUUUUUUACCAGUGAAUUUACCCAGUAGUUUUGGUCAGUGAUAUUUCGAAGCUUUUGUUCGAACAAGUCUUUAACAGUAAAGUUGUUGAUUGUAUUGUUAUUUUUCGCACAAAACUAACAAUUCCAUGUUUAAAUGUACACUUUUUUCAACCUUGUCGAAUGCAAUAAAAAAUGUAAAUAUCGUUGUUUAUACUUUGUUUGUCGUUCACAAUUGGCAUAAUAAAAUUACUGAAAUGAUCAA